Cladophialophora immunda is the source of this 2017-nucleotide messenger RNA. RefSeq lists its product as uncharacterized. The record is from RefSeq and is a predicted model, not a curated record. Gene Ontology annotation, molecular function: SNARE binding. The transcript is spliced from 2 exons. NCBI's taxonomy places the organism in Eukaryota, Fungi, Ascomycota, Eurotiomycetes, Chaetothyriales, Herpotrichiellaceae. Gene Ontology annotation, biological process: SNARE complex assembly. Bases 266 to 1819 code for a protein of 517 amino acids. Gene Ontology annotation, cellular component: lytic vacuole; endosome.
CGUGCAUCUCUUUGACAAUCGGAUGUCGCCUUGAUGACAAUGUCAGCGUUGUCGCGAUAAUCGUGCUCGAUGCACCCUCGUCACGGGACAAGCCUCAUUCUAACAUCAUGAUUGCAGAUUUCUUGCCAGCGAAACCGCGCCACCGCCGAAAUCGCUGGAUGCGGAGGUUAAAGACGACGAGACCACUGAAUAUGAAAUCGAGAUCCCCUUGACUGCUACUGACUCUUCUACCGACUCUACCUACGUCAGCGUAGAAACUGUCAAGAUGGAGUGUCCUGUCUGUCGCAAACACCUCACCGAAAGCACGACCGUUAAUUGCGCAAAUUGUGUGAACAACCUGCUCUACAACUGCCGCUUCGACCUUGCCAGAGUCCUGCUCGAGAAAGAGUCCCUGGGAAAGAAAGUCGAGGCCAUUGUUGGUCCAGAGCCUGAGAAACCCCUUGAUGAAGAGACUGCGAGACUCAGAAAGGCCUGGCAGAAACAGCAGGAAAAGAUCGAAGAGCAGCGGGCCAAGGAGCAAGAAGAAGAUAUGCGGCGCGAACUCGUCAUCAAGCAGAAGGAACUGCAAGAGAAGAGAGACCACGCGCAGGCUUUGAGAAAGAAUCUAGAGGAACGAAGAGCCAAUCUCGCCGCCGCAAAACAAGCCCAGGCCAGGAACCAGAAGAAGAAGCUGGAGGAGCUCAAAGAGAACGGGGAGAAGCUGAAAGCCCAGUAUGACGCCUUUCAUGAGAAGAUUGUCGACACUCGAGCCAUUCUCUGCCGCGAAGCCGCCAGUCUGUUGAGGCUUCAUCACUCCAGGAGGAAGACCAAAGACGGUAAAAUCAAGGAUCGCCACUUUAUUGCUGGUCUCUUAUUGCCAGACUUGAAAGAGAUCAACAACAUGCGAUGCACUGAACUCACUGCGGCACUUGGGAAUGUCACUCGACUCAUUUUCCUCUGCUCCUUCUACCUUGGUAUCAGACUCCCUGCUGAGAUCACACUGCCUCACCGAGACUACCCACUCGCAACCAUCAACCCUCCGCUUACCUCGUACCUUGGACAACGCAUCACCUUCCCCGGCAGUGGGUCGAGUCUCUCUGCGCCCGGCAGUCCUACCGCUUCCCGAAUGGAUCUCAGCUCGUCUCCCAAACCUCGUCCACUUUACAUUGGCUCUGAUGACUACAACGAAUCUGUUGCUCAGUUUGCCAAAAAGGAACCCCUGGCGUUCAGCUACUUCAUCGAAGGUGUCUCUCUCCUAGCUUGGGAUGUCGCAUGGCUUUCCCGCACUCAAGGCUUCGUUGCAGGUACCGAAACGUGGGAGGAUGCCUGUGACAUUGGUCGCAUCUUAUUUCAAAUGAUCCUGGCUCCUGCACAAUCCACCGCGCUGACUCGAGUUCUCGCCCAACGCAACACCCACAACCGUCAGCGCCGAGCCCAGAGCACAUCAUCGCCAGUCAUCGAAGACAAGGACAACGCGUUCCCAGCACGUCUUGGCUCAUAUUCCCACAACUCAGCUCACACAUUCCUUGGAUCUGCCGCUGCAGCCGGAGAUAACCCAUCCCGCCACUGGCGCCUGAACCGAUAUCCAAUGAUCUCUGACCCCUUGAAGAAGCAUCUCAUCGCAGAAAUGAACAACGCUGAAUGGGAACUGUUAGAUCAACAAGAAUGGAACGAUGGGGGAGAGAAGAUGGAUGAGGCCGUCUUCAUCAAGACGAGACCGAUGGACGGGAAGGAAUAUGAUGAUGCAAGAAGCAUCAUAACGCCCGGUGGAGAGGAGGACGCCGCCCGCGGCAAGGGCAAGAGCGGCUGGACCAAACUCAAGAACCGAGAAAAGGAAUAGAAAGGGCGGCAGCAGGGACACGAGCAACGAACAAUGACGCAAUUGCAUGGGGCUUGGGGGGAUACUUGGCCCAGCAUGAGGCUGGGAAAUUGGCGUUGGAGGCUGUCUGUGGUUCGAUGUAGAACGAGCGCAUCAUGCGCAUGCCGUGCUGGCGACAGCCAGCACAAUAAACACGAAUGAUACCCCAUUUCAAACCAA